AUGCCACUGUUCAAAAAGGUAUGUCCUGCUCGGUCACAAUGCUUACGAUUUGAAGCGGGACGGCGUCUCACGCAUGAUCGCAUUCGCUCUUUUCUGUGCUAGUCUUCAAGCAACAAGAUCCCACCUCCUCCCGAGGUGGACCCCGUGAAUGGGCCGUUUAAAGGUGGAUACUAUGGCGCACCGCCAGGCUCUACUGGAGGAGCUGCGGGUGGUGCUGGAUAUCGAGGAGGUCCCCCUCAAGCUGGCGGACCGGGUGCACCUGCAGGCCGGUAUGGUGGACCUCAGCCUGGUGGAUACGGAGGAGCAGCAGGCUACAAUCAGGGCGGUGCAGGCGCAGCAGGGUACGGUAGAGACGCCUAUGCCCCACCUCAGGACAGAUUCGCAGGUGCACGUGCACCCAGCUCUAAUCUUGGCUCAGACUUUGACCGCAUGUACGGCUCGAAUCGCAAUCAAGCGUACUCUGGAGCAAGAAGUGGAGCAGGACGAGAUGAUGCGAGCGAGUUGGAAGCUGAGUAUGGCGCUGGUUCGGGUGGAUAUCAGCAACAAGAGUAUCAGGAAGAAGCUCGACAGAGAACUGCUGAAGAGGAGGAAGAGGAAGAAGUGGAAGCGGUCAAGCAACAGAUGAGAUUCACAAAGCAGGAAUCUCUCAGCUCGACGAGGAACGCACUCAGGAUUGCACGCGAGGCAGAAGAGACUGCUUCGGGGACCAUUUUGCGACUCGGACAGCAGAGCGGUGAGUAACAAUACUGGAAGGGCGAAUUGCAGGAGGUGACUGCCAAGCGUGGCUUUGCGAUGUGGCUAAUUCGAAUGUUGUGCCAGACCAAAUUGCCAACACGGAGCGCCAUCUCGACAUGGCCAAGGCUCACUCUUCCAGAGCAGACGACAAUGCCAAAGAGAUGAUGCGCCUCAACCGCUCCAUUUUCAGGCCCAAUGUUGGCUUCAACAAGGAAGCCAAGCGAAAUGCCGAAGAAGCUCGCAUCCUGAACAGGCACAUUGAAGAGCGAGAAGAACGCGAGGCGACGCGUGCCGAAGCGUUGCGCGCACAGAAUCGCAUGGAUCAAUCUCUGGGCGGUCCGGGUUCUGGCAGAUUUGGCAAAUUCGCCGCGGACAGAUUCGGGGGUGGAAAGAGCGCUGCGUCCAGGGAAGAAGAGGCCAAGAAAAACAAGUUGGCUCAACGGAGCAGGUACCAGUUCGAAGCUACGGGUAGCGAUGACGAGCUGGAGGAUGAGCUUGACAAUAAUUUGGACGAGAUUGGUCAGCUUUCUGGAAGAUUGAACCAGCUCGGUCGUGCGAUGGGAACGGAAAUCGAUGAUCAGAACUCGCGCAUUCGUAGACUGGGCGAUAAGACUAGCGCGCUCGACACCAAGGUCUUCAACAGUGAGUUUUUUGUUUCGGAAUUUGCAACCUGUCUCUCGAGCUCUAUAAAAGGUGCAUUGCUGAUCACUCUUUUACGCUGCAUGCUCUGCUUUGUUUGUUAUCAGGCACCCAGCGUCUCGAUCGCAUCAAGUGA
Molecule: messenger RNA, 1510 nt
Organism: Ceraceosorus bombacis
Lineage: Eukaryota; Fungi; Basidiomycota; Exobasidiomycetes; Ceraceosorales; Ceraceosoraceae
Source: the annotation of a GenBank genome assembly